This is a messenger RNA of Solanum pennellii, 1137 nucleotides long. Its product is annotated as ribonuclease 3-like protein 3. Gene Ontology annotation, cellular component: cytoplasm; nucleus. Bases 49 to 1059 code for a protein of 336 amino acids. Gene Ontology annotation, biological process: siRNA processing. Lineage: Eukaryota; Viridiplantae; Streptophyta; Magnoliopsida; Solanales; Solanaceae. The record is from RefSeq and is a predicted model, not a curated record. The transcript is spliced from 4 exons. Gene Ontology annotation, molecular function: ribonuclease III activity; RNA binding.
GACCUUCUUUCAAUUUUCAUAUUUUAUUACUUGUUCUAAUAUAUAGCCAUGGAAGUAAACAAAGUGGAAGAAAAUCCUGCCUGUCUGGAUAUUCUAUCAUCACAAAACCUUCAUUUAACGGAAGAAAUGGAAGUAAACGAAGUGAAAGAAAAUCCUGCCUCUCUGAAUAUUCUAUCAUCACAAAUAGAAGUUAACAAAGUAGAAGAAAAUGUUGCCUCUCUUAAUAUUCCAUUAUCACAAAACCUUCAUUUAACUCAAGAAAAUAGUAGAAAUCAUUUGACACAUGAUGAUGAUGAUGACAAGCAAUGGAGGAGGUUAGUGGAGGAAUUAGAGGAAACAAUUAGAUACAAAUUCAAGAAUCCUAACUUGUUGCAUGAAGCAUUUACUCACCCUUCCUUCCAACAAAACAACAAAUCAUAUGAGAGAUUGGAGUUGUUAGGUGACUCUAUUCUAAAUAUGUUAAUAACCAAAAAACAAUUUUUUGAUUACCCUAAUCUGCCUCCCGGAAUGCUAACAAAGUUGAGAUCAGCCAAUGUAGAUAAUGAGAAACUUGCUAGAGCCGCGAGCAAAUACAAUUUACAUAACUAUUUACAUCACAAGAUGACUUUAUUUGAAGGACAAGUAAAAGAAUUCAAAGAUGCUAUAUUGGAGUACCCAUUGCAUUCACUAGGUCUGGUUGAUCCCCCAAAGACUCUUGCAGAUAUUGUCGAAUCUUUGAUUGGUGCCAUCUCUAUUGACUCUGACUGCAUGAAUACAACUUGGCAGGUGGUUAAUUUUUUGUUGGAACCUCUAAUUACUCCAGAAAAACUGGAGCUUAAUCCAAUUACAAAAAUGUACGAGUUAUGUCAGAAGAAUGGAUUAAAGACAAGAUUCGUUGAUAAAUGGGCAGAAUGUGGAGAGUUUGAAGUUUACGUUGACGAACAACUUGUCGGGAGGGGAAAAUCAAGUGGGAAAAAAAUAACUGCAAAAAAUAGGGCUGCGCACAAUGCAUAUUUCAAAAUUCUACAAAUUUUGAGUGAGAAAGCCACUAUUGCUAAUCGUGAUGGAAUAGAAACCUGAAAAAUUAUAGGAAAUUUGCAUAAUUUGACUCGAUUUUAAAGAUUUCAAUGAAAAUAUUUUACCAACAAGUCGCUUUGA